UAUUUCUCCAUUUCUGCAUUAUAUGACCGAUAUUUUACUAUUAACUUUAUUUUAGACCUGUCUGUUCUGCAUACAACAACAAAAAGUACAAAAAUAUAAAUUAAAUGUCAAGAAACAAACGUAAGCGCGCGCGUGAGCUUAAAAGUUCGAUCUGCGCAAGGCGCACGAGCUUAUUUAAAGUUUCGUGUCGUGAUUACUUCCAUAACUGUACAAUUCUAAAUAUGGUCGUCGAGCUGUGCAAUUAAAGCACCAAACUAACUACUGAGAUGCUUUACAUGUCGACUGUGCCGCAGUAGUCGCGUAAACGCUAGAACGUCCAGGACGCGUAUUUCUCUAGUCGCAGUGCGAUCUAUAUCAGUCGUGAACUAUUUGUUAGCGUGUUACCUUGGUCAAGAUUAAAAUCUCUAAUAUUAAAAAAUAAUUAAUAUUGACAGGUAUGCAUACUAUCUAAAUAUCUAUAGGAUACUAUCGAUAUUCGAUGUAUUAUAAAAAAAAUAACCGAUAUAAAAAAUUAAGUUAUAUUAAUAGUAGAAACUCAAAUUGUAAAUUUUGAAGAGAUAGUCUCCACUUGAAUUUAAAUAGUUAGGUAUAAAUUUUGUAAGACUCUCCAUUGCAAAUGGUACCUUAGAUUAAUCAUAAAAAGUUGAAAGUGAAAAUCAUAUGAAGAUGACAGGCAACCAAAUGUCAUAAUAAACGGUGGUGGAUUUACAAAGAAAAUUUUGUGAAAGAAAAAAGGAUUUGUCAAUGAUUCAAACACCAAUCGACAUAAGAUUAAUAACGUAUCGAUUAGCGAUUUAUCGCUACGCGAUAAAUGUAAAUGUAAAUGGGAUGUAUAAAAUGAACUCGAAACAGAUAAUUGAUUGACAUCGCGCGCACGUUGACAGUACAAUUGAAAUAAUCGAAUAAUGGAAAAUAGCGGUCAUGAUCGUCGAAUUUAGCGAUAAGCAUUCAUUGAUGAUAUCACGCAACUCCAAAGACACUAAUUCCAGAAACGGUGGUGUGACAAAUAACGUUAAUAGCGAUUGCAGAGAAGGACGAUCCUGCAAGUCCGCACUUCUAAAUCGAAAAUACAUCGCUUCCGACAAUUCCCCGAACGUUCUAUCUCUUGCAAACGAUAAAAUAGGUGUUGCCAAGCAUGAUUCCGAACUAUACCACUGGAAAAUUACCACAGACAGAGGCAAUAACACAGCCGUGUUGCACAAGAAAAGCGAGUCAGAGCGGUGCGCGCUUUCAGAAAACGUGGAAGAAACGUCAAAAAUCAAGAAAAGAAAGCAGAGAUUUUUAACAAUCUGCACGGCAACCUGCAAAUACAACGUGGUUAGAAGGGUGGCUGCGCGAUUCGGGAUGAGAGAAGUUACGGAGGACAGCAGCUGGGAUCUUUAUUGGACCGAUCUGAGUGUUCCCAUAGAACGUGCUAAAGACAUGAAGAGAUUUCAGAGAGUCAAUCAUUUUCCUGGAAUGACAGAAAUAUGUAGGAAAGAUCUUCUCGCUCGUAAUCUUAAUCGCAUGCAGAAACUGUUCCCGAAGGACUAUAACUUCUUCCCAAAAACUUGGUGCUUUCCCGCAGAUCACGGCGAUGCAAUGGCUUAUGCUAAAACACGGAGGUCGAAAACCUUCAUUAUUAAACCGGAUUCAGGCUGCCAAGGACGCGGUAUUUACCUAACGAAACAUUUAAAGGACAUCAAACCAAGUGAACGUUUGAUCUGUCAAGUAUACAUCGCAAGGCCUUUCUUAAUAGAUGGAUACAAAUUUGAUCUACGUAUUUACGUACUAAUCACGUCAUGCGAUCCUCUCAGGAUCUACGUGUACAACGAAGGACUCGCGAGAUUUGCAACGAGCAAAUACAAGGAACCAACCGGUCACAAUACAACUAACAUGUUCAUGCAUUUGACAAAUUAUUCCGUUAACAAGCAUAGCCGAAUGUAUGUCAUCGAUGACGAAAUUGGCAGCAAGAGAAAAAUAUCGACGUUAAAUAAAUGGCUAAAAACGAAAAAUAUUGAUGUGGAUGAUUUAUGGAGCAAGAUCGAUGGAAUUAUAAUAAAAACCAUACUCGCCGCGUAUCCUAUAUUAAAACACAGUUAUCACGCGUGUUUUCCGAUGCAUGAUAAAACUUAUGCAUGCUUCGAGCUGCUAGGAUUUGACAUAUUACUCGAUUGGAGACUUAAACCUUACCUUCUCGAGGUAAAUCACUCGCCAAGCUUUCAUACAGAUGCACAAAUAGAUAAAGACGUAAAAGAAGGAUUGUUGAUGGAUACCUUUGAUAUAUUAAAUCUGCAACAAUGCGACAAGAAAAAAAUAAUAGAAGAAGAUAAAAAGCGAAUCAGGGAGCGACUUCUUCAAGGCAUAAAUGGAAAAGAUUUCAGUCAAACUAAUGAUACGACAGCUUCAACGAAAUCUGUGAGGAACGAGAACCAUUAUAUGCAGAGACAAUUUCAGUGGGAAGAGGACCAUAUGGGUAAUUUCCGAAGAAUUUAUCCGUAUUUUAACGAGGAUAAGUACCAGCCUUUCUUCACGCAGACUAUGCUUUCCGUUUUCCAAGAUACGGUGGCAUCGAGAGCGCGAGAGGAAGCGUCGAGAAUAGAGAGGGAAGAGAACGAACUGAAAGCAAAAGAGGAAGAACGCAAACGAGUAGUCAGGAAAUGGAGCGAGCCGAAAUUAGGCUCUGAAAGUUCGAAUGCGUCGAAGAAAGUGCAAGAGAAGAGCAAAUCUGCAGGCGUACUAAGGAAAAACAUCAAUAAGCAGGACACACAAGGACCUCCUGCCAACGCGUUAUACUCCUUCGAGCCUGAAAUCAUAUCUGAAUCCGAGGAAAGGGAACGAAUAACGUCCCUGGCACAGAGGGAUUUUCUCAUUAAGAGUUACGGUAUGCUCGAACAGAUAUAUAUGGCGAUGAAGAAGAACGGCACGCUACGACCUGCCGACGAGAAAAAAUACGGAUUAUAUGGCAGACUCGGACUACAUGCAAACACGAAUCACAACACGUCUUCCUCUGCGAAUAAGCUCCAUCAUCGCCAAAAUAACUGUACACAUGUCACGGACCAAUGUUCGCUGAAAGGAAAUAAUCAUAAGAUUGCGGAACGCGAAUUCAACAAUUUAAACAGAAUUUCGUGGAUCACUUGUAAUGAAGCGCUUGUUUACGUUCGUCCAAAAAUACCGCAAAAAUUAUGGAUGGAGGAUACGAAUUCUACUAAUAAGAAUCGUGUAACAAAAGCUCACGUUGCUCGAACAUUAUCAAAUACUGUACGAUUGCAUACCCUGGAAAGAGAGUCUUUUCAUUCAUCGAAAUCAAAAAUUAAUAUUGCCACCAAACACUAAAGAUAAAAUGGAUUUUUUGGAAAAUAAAAAAGAAAGUGAAAUAUAUCUUAUAACAAAAA
This is a messenger RNA of Nylanderia fulva, 3374 nucleotides long. Its product is annotated as tubulin polyglutamylase TTLL13-like. Gene Ontology annotation, biological process: microtubule cytoskeleton organization; protein polyglutamylation. Gene Ontology annotation, cellular component: ciliary basal body. Gene Ontology annotation, molecular function: tubulin binding; tubulin-glutamic acid ligase activity. The record is from RefSeq and is a predicted model, not a curated record. NCBI's taxonomy places the organism in Eukaryota, Metazoa, Arthropoda, Insecta, Hymenoptera, Formicidae.